Schizosaccharomyces cryophilus OY26 is the source of this 3028-nucleotide messenger RNA. RefSeq lists its product as uncharacterized. The coding region runs from base 828 to 1541 and encodes 237 amino acids. The record is from RefSeq and is a predicted model, not a curated record. Gene Ontology annotation, cellular component: RecQ family helicase-topoisomerase III complex; nuclear body. NCBI's taxonomy places the organism in Eukaryota, Fungi, Ascomycota, Schizosaccharomycetes, Schizosaccharomycetales, Schizosaccharomycetaceae. Gene Ontology annotation, biological process: double-strand break repair via homologous recombination; resolution of meiotic recombination intermediates. The transcript has a single exon.
CCUUGUUCUCAACGGUGACGACCUUGAGGAUACGGAUGCUGCGGAAACGAGCACGGUGACGAGCAGCCAUGUCUUGGUACAUACCCUCGACAGCGCCAACACGGGUGGUGUCGCGGAACUCCUUAUACAUGUUGUGAGUACCAGAGCGAGAGUCAUAACGAAUCCAGAUACCAAAAACCUUAGGUUGAAGAGGCUUAGGUUCGUGAAUUUGGUUAAUGGCAACAAUCUCACCGGUGGCCUUCUUGACCUUGUUAAUCAUCUUCAAGAAGUACCAGUAACGAGACUUGGCGACCGAUUCGUUAGGAGCAAACAAACGCAUGCGGAAUAACUUAGGGACAGGUUCCUGCUCAGUUGGGACCUUGCGGCCAACGACUUGAUACUCCUUGAGUGCCAUUUUCCCCAAAUUGGUGUUGUCUACGAAAGUUUUGUUGCUGUGUACAAGGUAUAGUUUGUGACUGCGAAUUGCAACAACGCACUUUACUGAAGUCGUAAGCACUACGGCGUAUAUUCACCACUAUUCUCUACUCUUUGUUUACAUAAUUUUCAUAAAGAAAAUUCAAUAAAAGUUGGUUUUUACGAAAUUGAGGUCGUAGACGCCUUAUAUAUUUCAUCUCGAAUUGUUUUUUUAUUUGUAUAUUAGUGGGGACAGCACAAUCAUUUAAGAUACAUAGUUAUUGUACAGUAAAUUUUGUUCAAAAAAAAGGAUUUAUCAGAGACCACGCCUGCUGUAGCUACUUGCAAUUCAAUGGUUCCUUUGGACUUCUCUGAGAAAACUCCCGCAGUACCUUAUACUUGACUUUAAAGUAGUAGAAAAACAAAAAGCAAGGAUGACAAAUACAUUGCUGCUUAGAGAAUUGGAACAAAGAGGUAUUCCACUACAGGACUCGUGGCUCUUAUUAGUCGUGAACCACCUAGUCCAUCAACGGAAAUAUGUUAGAGAAAACAUAACCGCCGAACUCGUUCUCCCUUUUUUUGUAGCAUCCGAUAUUCGUGCUUCUACAUCUAGUGCAGGUGCUGCACCAUAUGCUAUAUCCGACCAGCAUAAUAUUACACUUUCAAAACCGCUGUUGGUACAAGUGGUCAGAAUUAGGGAAAUUGGGAAAAGUAUCGUAAGCCAGCUUGAGUAUUUGAACCAGCUGGAAGAACGGAAAAAGCUAAAAGGCCAGCAAAUUAUUCGGCAAGUGGAUGAGGAUGAUCAAGAAGAUAAAGAAGGAGAUGACAGCGGUAUUGCUGAGGCGCAAGAAGCCAUAUUCGACGGAAAAGGGUUCAAGUGUAUGUGCCGAUUGGUCUUAGAAGACGCAAACGGACAAAGAUUUUAUGGUAUGGAAUGGAAGCCGAUUCCGGGAAUCCAACUCGACACAGACCUGGGGACAAAGCUCAUCAUUCAGAAUGCCCAGAUAAAGAGGGGAACUCUGCUUCUCACUUCUGAAAAUACAAAGAUAUUAGGAGGAAAGGUUGAUGAGUGGAAUCAUGAAUACUUUCCAAAUAAAUUAAUGGAAGAACUAAAGGAAGAAUUGGAAACGAACAAAAGAAAGGCUUAGGCUUCUGUUUUCACAUUCUGCUGUUUUGCCGAAAUAAGGGUAGGGGAUUUGAAAUUAGACAAAGUAGUAAGUUUUCUCUUUUUUAAUUCCAAGGCUCCCCGGUAGUUUUUUAGUCCGAGCUCACACAUACCUACAUGGUCCAAAUCCGAUUGAGAUAUCCAAAAAAAGUCUUCUUUCGUUUUAGUAUCAGCGGUCACGAUAGCAAAAAAUACAUGGCUUGUUUUUCUUAUAUGACUAAAAAUAUGAAGAUAUCUUCCACGUGAUUGAUGUUUUUUUACACAUAAGUUUUCUUCGUCCAACCAUAUUUUUAGACACCUCUGGAAUUCGGCUUCCAUGUCUUUUGGCCAGGCAUCUUCACCAUAUUCGAUUGUUGGAAAAUCCCAUAAUCCCGCUAAAAGACCUACUGUUGGUCGCUUUCGUAUCAGAAAUAAUUUUUCUUUCGUUUCUGGGUCCGUCUUUUGAAAUAUCACGACUAAGGCUCUUUCUUCCCUUUGCUUUGUCUUUUGAGGUCGAAUUGGGUACCUACUUACCACCCAAUUUUGCAUGGUUUCAGCAGACGGGGGAUCUGAUGCACAAACGUUACAGGGCCCUAUAAUCCUUGUUAGCCUACAUGAAAGAAACAACAAUUUAGCUCACCAUCCUCGAUGUCAUAUUUUAGCUUCUGUUUAUCUGAAAUAAUGACUUGCUCUUUAUAGCCUUUACAAAUAUCCGAAACAGGGCAAAUCGAACAUUGAGGGCUUUGAGCAGUACAGGUGACGGCACCUAGCUCCAUCAAUGCUUGGUUGAAAUCACCCGGACGCUGUGGAUCUACCAAUGCAUUCGCUAAUUCCCUAGUAUGCGUUAGUAAACAAUGUUGUGAACAAUCAAAGUUCGUACCAAAUUAAAGUAUUUCCUUUUCCUUUGCUACAGUCACUAUGAAUGGCAAGGGUUCGACUCAAAACACGGAUCACAUUUCCAUCCACAAUUCCAGUAGGUUGCUUCCAUGCAAUACUCAAUACAGCACCAGCCGUGUAAGGACCAACACCAGGGAUAUCUUUGGCCCACUUUUCAGCACUUAAAGGGAUUUCGCUUGGUUUCAGUCCAGCUAAAUACUGACAGGCUUGAUGCAGUCGUUUGCAACGGGUGUAGAACCCCAUACCUGACCAUAAAGGCAUGACCUGUGUAUUGUAAUCGGCUUCAGCACAAGCUUUGAGCGUAGGAAGAGUUUCUAUCCAUUUAUUAUAAUAUCUCUUUACGGUUUCUACGCGCGUUUGUUGUAACAUAAUCUCUGAUACCAAAACUUCAUACAGCCGUUGUAUAGGGGUUUCCCAUUCGUUUAAAGGUGCGUCUUUGUGUGGAAGAUCGCAUCCUUGUUUUCUCCAUGGCAAUACGCGCUUUGUUUCCUCAUAAAAAUCUAUUAAAUGUUUUCGAAAUUGCUUUAUCUCGUCUUCAUUGUAGGAAUGUAAAUUUAAAGAAUGGUUAGGCAUCUCUGCAGCAUAUAAAUGAAA